CCAGAGGAGCGUCGAGCGGGGCAGGAGGGAGAGCUGAACCCUGGAGACGGCGCCCAUCACACAUCCCAGGAACAGAAAGUGUUGAGUUUUCAGCAGAUCUUACUCUUCUGCGGACUGGCUUCUGCUCAGUUCUCGUCCCCGUGAAGCGAACGUGUGAGGACAGCUGUGAUUUCACACGAGAUUUACACAUCAGACCAUGGGCUCAAACUCGCCAUCAAUCACCAGCGAAGAACUGGCUGCGAUCGACGACGAAGAAGUUCUCAACAAGAUGUUGGACAACGCAGCAGAUUUUGAGGAGAGGCGGAUGAUCCGUGCUGCACUAAGGGACCUGCUCAAAAAGAAGAGAGACAAACGGGAGCAGGAUCGAGGGACGAGGCAGCAGGAGCUCAGACAGCAGGGCCAGAGCAAGGGAGGAGCUGGGAGAGCGACCCCGAACCAGCAGCCGUCACCAAAAACAGGCCAGCAGUCGUCCCACACUCCCUUCAACAGAACAGCAGGGAGCUCCUCCGCCGUCUCGGCCCAGCAGUGUCCUGUUGCCACAGUACCCAACGCUAAAAAUGUCAAACAGAUGCUUCUAGACUGGUGCCGGGCCAAAACAGAGCCAUAUGAGGGGGUGGACAUCCAGAACUUCUCCUCCAGCUGGAAAGACGGCAUCGCCUUCUGCGCUCUGGUGCACCGCUUCUUCCCCGACUCGUUCGAAUACUCCAUCCUCAACCCCAACAUGCCCAGGGACAACUUUCAGUUGGCGUUCAGCACCGCAGAGAGGCUGGCCGGCUGCCCUCCCCUGCUGGACGCCGACGACUUGAUCCGGAUGAAAGAGCCUGACUGGAAGUGUGUGUACACCUACAUCCAGGAGUUCUACCGCUGCCUGGUGGAGAAAGGACUGGUCAAAACCAAAAAGCGGCCGUAGACUCCGAACAAACCAACUCCAGCUUUGAAAAGCUGUUUCGCCUUUUGCCACAAGAGAAUUACGUUGCACGCCUUUUCCUGCUCCAUCUUCUCGUUGAUUCUCCGCUAUUUUUCACGUCUUGAUGCGGCUGUUUGAGUGAAAAUGCACAGCGGUGUGUAGCUUUGUUGUUGGUUUGUGUGUUAGCAGGGACUUAUGGGUGACUCAGUGGACAGCUGGUGCAUUCCACUGAGAUUACACAUCUGUAUUAAUCCCAGCAGAGCCGUAGUGCAUCUGGGAAUGACUUUUAUGAUGCCGUCGGGGCCCUGAGAGUGUGAGUAUUAAAGAUCCAUUUAUUGAACAUUCACUUCAUU
Salarias fasciatus (jewelled blenny) is the source of this 1260-nucleotide messenger RNA. RefSeq names its product smoothelin-like. Gene Ontology annotation, molecular function: protein binding. The record is from RefSeq and is a predicted model, not a curated record. The transcript has 8 exons. NCBI's taxonomy places the organism in Eukaryota, Metazoa, Chordata, Actinopteri, Blenniiformes, Blenniidae. Bases 197 to 910 code for a protein of 237 amino acids.